UAGGACUGUUUCUGAUCAGAGGGCCGAGAAUGCGCUUGAUUUGUAGGCAAUUACACAGCGUUGCUCGAAUCUAUGCAAAGAACAGUGGCCUCUCGCCCGGCCACAUUGACAUACUGCUUACUGCUGAGUGGUACGGUCCAAAGAUCUUUCCAAGACACAAAACUACUCGAGACACAGCAUGCGUCACCUAGAUGAUGCUGUGUGACUGAUCGAUCAAUCGGGCCGCCCGAAACUUCAAGAAAAAAGAUGCGACAACCCACCCAACCACUCUCAUAUACCCUGCACAAGUACUCAAUAGGCUAGGUCACUCAUGGCAGCUGCAGAACCAGUGUCGGAUGCCAAGAAGCUGGAUACCAACAGUCUCGUUGGCACGCCAGCAGAGCUCGACCAUGUUCUCUACCCAACAGAGUCCUAUGCCGGCAGAACAUACUGGGCCGACCUACCCUUUCGUCAACGGGCAGCAUGGAUCCAUCAUCAGGAAUCAUCCGAGGCCAAGCGUGAGUUUCGUAUUGUUUGGGAAAUGUUCAAGCGGGAUCCACUGGAACCCAUGCGCCGAUAUUUUGGCGACUAUGUCGUCCCUGGCAUGGGUCUCUUCACAGAAGGCUAUAUCCUCUUCUCAAUCGGCAACUUGGCGCCCUUGUUCGCUGCUGUAUGGCCCCAGUGUUGGGGGAAAUCACCGAGUGUCUGCAAUCCAGAACUUGUCAAUGCCGUCUCGUACCUCGAAAUCGUCGGUAUCAUGAUUGGUCAAGUGCUGGUAGGCGUGCUCAUUGACAAGCUCGGGCGUCGCUAUGGUCUUGUACAAGAUGCAGUCAUUCUCUUUUUGGGUACCGUCAUGCUUGCUGCAUCUUGGGGUAAAACGCUACAAGGCUGGGUCAUCAUGUACAUGAUCAGUCUCUUCUUUUAUGGCAUUGGCGUUGGUGGCGAAUACCCCGUCACCUCGAGCCAACAGACGGAAAGAGUACUUGGCCGCAGAGCAAAACGCGAGGACCGCUUGCAUCGUGGUCGCAAAGUACAGCUUGCCUUCCUCAUGCAAGGCUGGGGACAACUUGCAAAUCAAGCACUCUUGAUUAUCUGCCUUCUCAUCUUUCACGGCGGGAGCUCACCACCCUACACCAAAACCUCAACGCAAUAUACAUUCCGCGUACAGUUUGGUAUCAUCGGUGCCGUUUCGCUUUGGCUCUGCUACCACCGUUUCUACAAGGUCAAAGAUGCCAACAAGAUGCUCAAUCAGAGUAAGAAGAAGCAUGGCGUGUCUGGCUACGAUAUCGAGUCAUUCAAACUCACGUUGCGUGUCUAUGGUCACCGAUUGAUCGGUACCUCCAUCGCUUGGUUUGCCAACGACAUCUUCUUUUAUGGCAACAAAAUCUUCCAAAGCACCUUCAUCUCUGCCAUCACUGGCAAAAGUGGACCGGAUGUCGUGUUUACCAAUUGGCUCUGGAAUGGUGUCAAUAUUCUCGUCUCCCUUGCAGGCUACUACCUCGCUGCCUUCCUCAUUGAUUGUAAAUGGUACGGUCGCAAACGCAUGCAAAUGAUUGGCUUUCUUGCCGGUUUCAUCCUUUUUGUUGCUGCAGCUGCCAAGUUUGACUAUCUCUCAACACAAGGUACAGUGGCUUUCCAAUGCAUUUACUUUUUAUCGAGCUUCUUCCAACAACUCGGUGCCAAUGCAACCACCUUCCUACUCGCUGCAGAAGUCUUCCCAACCUCUGUUCGCUCUUCAGCGCACGGCUUUGCAGCAGCGUCAGGAAAACUUGGCGCAUUGGUCGCUGCCAUUGCAUACAACUAUAUCGACACAGAGACAAAAUUAUGGGUCGUUUGUUGGUUUGGUUUACUCGGUGCCAUCAUCACUUGGCUCUUCAUUCCCGAUGUCACGGGUCUUGACCUGGAAGAACAAGAACGCUAUUUCACCUAUAUCCGUCAAGGUCAAGGCACUGCCUAUCAUGGCCUUGCAGUGCAUCGCUGCCAUUUAUCAAAUUGGGAGAUUUAUGUCCUCAAGAAACAUUUACAGUAUGAUGGUGCAUUGGAUGCACAAGCAAAGAUUGUUGAAAUGCGGGAUGAGUAUCGUCAGUGGAAGCAAGAACGUGCACAGCGCGUGAUGGAGGGUAGUCAAGAGACCCUUGAGAUGAUUACGGAGAAGGGUGAACCACAGAAGUUGCAGGAUCAUGAGGAUGAUGCUGAAAAGCUAUUUGGUGGAUUGGAUCAUCGUACGCGUGAGUACUUUGAGAAUGAAGAACAAGUGGCAGACGACAGACCCUUGAAUGCUCAGGAACGGCUAGAAGUUGCAGAUGAUCAAGCAAGGACGACGUCGUUGUUGAAAGCAAUGAAUAAACCAUAAAACAGAAAAGUACAGCUAUAGAAUGUAUAUG
Protomyces lactucae-debilis is the source of this 2363-nucleotide messenger RNA. Its product is annotated as putative Pi-transporter A-1. NCBI's taxonomy places the organism in Eukaryota, Fungi, Ascomycota, Taphrinomycetes, Taphrinales, Protomycetaceae. Gene Ontology annotation, cellular component: membrane. The record is from RefSeq and is a predicted model, not a curated record. The transcript has a single exon. Gene Ontology annotation, biological process: transmembrane transport. The coding region runs from base 311 to 2332 and encodes 673 amino acids. Gene Ontology annotation, molecular function: transmembrane transporter activity.